UUUUUAUUGAAAACGCAUUUGCAAUGGGGGACAAAUCUACUCCCCUUCUGGCCGUCCUUCAACUUUUACGGAAAUAUAACUUAAAGGGGACCGAAGAUAUUUUGAGAAAGGAAGCCAACUUAGGCGAUGUGGAGUAUGAAAAUCUAGAUUUACCAGAGGUUGAACUUGCAAGUAUACUUACUGCCCAUCAUACUGAGAGCGAUCCAUAUAGCUAUGAGCUUGCUUAUGACAGUCUUAAAAAAUUUGUGGAAAAUUCAUUGGACUUGUAUAAGUAUGAGUUAUCCACUCUACUAUAUCCAGUAUUCAUUCACAUGUAUCUAAUACUUAUUUUAUAUGAUCAUACUGAACAUGCUUCAAAGUUUUUGGAAAAAUUUGGCCCUGAGCAAGAGGAGUACUAUCAUGAGGAUUUAAAACGGUUGUGUGCAGUUAAAAAUAAAGAUCAAGUUAAGGGCAAUGAACUUGCUGAAAUAUACAGUUCAAAUAAAUUUCAAGUUCAGCUUUCAAGAGAUGCUUCAUCACAGUUGAAAAGGUUUCUACAUGAACAAAAGAGUUCUCCAAUCAUUAUAAAUAUAAUUAAAAACCACAUACAGAUUGAUGUUUGUGAUGGAGCGGGCAGGACACAAGCCCAAGUCAGAGCAACUCUCGGGGGGCUGCUUGGAGAAGCUUCUCGAAGUGAAAACCGCACUAAGGUUUAUUAUGGACUGCUGAAAGAGCCUGAUUUACAAAUUCUACCCGCACCCAUUGAAGAUGAAGAGGAGACUGAAGAAACUCCAGACAAACCAAAAAAGAAAAAGGCUAAAAAAGAUAACAUCUUUAUGAAGAAGCCAAAAUCAGAUCCCAAUGCUCCUCCCAAUGAUAGAAUCCCUCUACCAGAUUUGAAAGAGAAUGACAAGAUUGAGAAGGGCAAAGCAUUAAGGGAAGCAGCGAAGCGCGUGCAGCUAGGCCCAGAAUGCCUGCCCUCCAUCUGCUUCUACACCCUCCUGAACAGCGGCCAGACUGCGAUCUGUGCCGACAUCUGCGAUGACUCCACACUGUUGGCUGUGGGCUUCAAUAACUCUUCCAUAAAGGUAUGGACGUUAACCACUGUAAGGCUGCGAGGCAUGAAAUCUGCUGAUAAAUUACAGGACAUUGACAGAGAAGCAGGUGACGUCCUUGUGCGGAUGAUGGAGGAAAAGGACAGAGAUACUUGCCGCACCCUUUUUGGACACUCGGGACCUGUCUACAAAGUCGUGUUCGAUCCUUUUAAGACUCUGCUCUUGUCUUGUUCUGAGGAUUCAACCAUCCGGCUGUGGUCGCUGCAGUGCUGGACGUGCAUCGUGGUGUACCGCGGCCACGUGUGGCCCGUGUGGGACGUGCGUUGGUCGCCGCACGGCCACUACUUCGCGUCGGGCGGCCACGACCGCAUCGCGCGCCUGUGGGCCACCGACCACCACCAGCCGCUACGCAUCUUCGCGGGGCACCUGUCCGACAUCGAUUGUAUCCAGUUUCAUCCUAAUUCAAAUUAUAUCGCUACGGGCUCCAGCGAUCGCACCGUGCGGCUCUGGGACUGCUUGACGGGCUCGCAAGUUCGCAUCAUGACCGGGCACAGGUCAACACCAUUCACUCUCGCAUUUUCUGCGUGCGGACGAUGGUUAGCUUCAGGAGGGGGCGCGGGUGAGAUACAAGUGUGGGACCUGUCGAGCGGCCUGCCCACUGCGGCCAUCCCGCCCGCCAACAACUCGCCGAUUCACGCCUUGGCGUUUAGUCGAGAUGGCACUAUCUUAGCAUCAGGUUCUUUGGAUUCAACAAUUAGGCUCUGGGAUUUUGCCAUCAUUACUGAUGAGAGUUUAAGUGAAGAAAAUGGAAAUGGACCAUCUUCACAAAAGGAAGAUAAAUUUCUGCUACGUUCUUAUGCAACAAAAAAUUCACCCAUUAAAAGUUUACAUUUUACGCGACGCAAUCUUCUGUUAGCUGUAGGGUCAUAUGAAGGAAGUUCGUAAAAUUUACUCAGUAUGUAACAAUUUUUAUUAUUAAAUAAAUACAAUUUAAUAGAGA
Maniola jurtina (meadow brown) is the source of this 2034-nucleotide messenger RNA. It is a transcript of the gene Taf5, whose product is annotated as transcription initiation factor TFIID subunit 5. The transcript is spliced from 13 exons. The record is from RefSeq and is a predicted model, not a curated record. Gene Ontology annotation, molecular function: protein binding; RNA polymerase II general transcription initiation factor activity. Gene Ontology annotation, cellular component: transcription factor TFIID complex. Gene Ontology annotation, biological process: transcription initiation at RNA polymerase II promoter. The coding region runs from base 24 to 1979 and encodes 651 amino acids. Lineage: Eukaryota; Metazoa; Arthropoda; Insecta; Lepidoptera; Nymphalidae.